Molecule: messenger RNA, 2067 nt
Organism: Rhizopus microsporus ATCC 52813
Lineage: Eukaryota; Fungi; Mucoromycota; Mucoromycetes; Mucorales; Rhizopodaceae
Exons: 8
Coding region: 1-2067 (688 amino acids)
Biological process (GO): peroxisome organization
Cellular component (GO): peroxisome; cytoplasm; microtubule
Molecular function (GO): microtubule binding; GTP binding; GTPase activity
Source: RefSeq, a predicted model, not a curated record
AUGGAUUCUCAACUUAUUAAAACUGCUAACGCGAUUAAAAAAGUAAAUAAGUUACAGGAUGCAUUCGCUACUGUUGGCGUUCACAACCCCGUAGAUUUGCCUCAGAUUGUAGUCAUUGGUUCACAAUCGAGUGGUAAAAGUUCAGUCUUGGAGAAUAUUGUUGGCAGAGACUUUUUACCUCGAGGAACAGGCAUUGUUACUCGUAGACCUUUGGUCCUACAACUUAUCAACAGAGCUGCUUCAGAAGCUGACGGUCCAGAUAAGCAAGAGUGGGGUGAAUUCCUCCACCUUCCUGGACAAAAAUUCUAUGACUUUGACAAAAUCCGUGAAGAAAUCGUAAAGGAUACAGAGCUUAAGACAGGCAAAAACCUUGGCAUUUCACCUCAGCCCAUUAACCUUCGUGUAUUCUCUCCCAACGUGCUUACCUUGACCUUGGUUGAUCUUCCAGGUGUAACCAGAGUCCCUGUAGGCGACCAACCCAAGGAUAUCGAAAAACAAAUUCGUGAUAUGGUUCUCAAAUAUAUCACCAAGCCCAACGCUAUCAUCUUGGCUGUUACUGCUGCGAAUGUUGAUUUGGCAAACUCAGAUGGAUUGAAAUUAGCUAGAGAAGUGGAUCCCGAAGGUUUAAGAACUAUUGGUGUAUUGACAAAGGUUGAUUUAAUGGAUCAAGGCACCGAUGUGAUCGACAUCUUGGCUGGUAGAAUCAUUCCUCUCAAAUUAGGCUAUGUCCCUGUUGUCAACCGUGGACAGCGAGAUAUUGAUUCUAAGAAAUCAAUCGCAAAGGCCUUGGACGCUGAAAGAGAAUUCUUUGAGAACCAUCCCUCCUACAAGAGCAAGGCACAAUAUUGUGGUACACCAUUUUUAGCUCGUAAAUUAAACAUGGCAAAAAUCAAAGCAAAGAUUCAGUCUGCUUUAGCAAAAUACCAACAAGAACUAUUUCAAUUAGGUGAUCCCUUGAAUGAUGGAUCCAGUUCUGGACAAGCAAACCUUGUGCUAAAUAUUAUUACCGAAUUUUGUACGGAAUUUAGAACGAUCAUCGAUGGUACUUCCAAUGACUUGACCAGUUUCGAGCUAUCCGGCGGUGCAAGAAUCAGCUUUGUCUUUCACGAACUUUAUUCCAGUGGCGUCAAGAGCAUAGAUCCAUUAGAUCAAAUCAAGGACGUCGAUAUUCGUACCAUUCUCUAUAAUUCUUCAGGUUCAUCUCCAGCCCUAUUUGUAGCUACGACUGCUUUCGAAGUCAUCAUAAAGCAACAAAUUAAAAGAUUAGAAGAGCCAAGUGUGAAGUGUAUCAAUAUGGUGUACGAUGAACUAGUUCGAAUUCUCGGCCAGUUAUUGAAUAAGCAAUUCUUCAAGCGUUUCCCUCUCUUAAAAGAAAAGUUUUAUCAAGUCGUCCUGUCAUUCUUCAAGAAAGCUGUGUCACCAACAACCAAACUUGUCACUGACCUUGUUUCAAUGGAAGCUUGCUAUAUUAAUACUGCUCAUCCUGACUUUAUGAGUGGUCAUAAAGCAAUUGCCCUCGUUAAUGAUAAAUUACAAGCAAAGACCCAACCCAACACUGCAACCGAUAAACAGCUAACCAACGGCAAUCACAAACAAGCAUUGGCUCCACUUCAGACAAAUGGACACUCUCCCACCAGCGACAUGAAUGGAUCAUUCUUUGGUAGCUUCUUCUCUGGCCCAAAAAAGACGAAGAAAUCGGCAGGUGCAUUAAUGGAAGCUCCACCAGCUACUUUAAAAGCUACUGGAGCACUUUCAGAACUAAGUUUUGCUAUAAAUGAAAGAAGCGUCCCUGUUGUUAACCCUAUUUUACUUGUAGAGCUUUUAAUUCAAUCUUAUUUUGAUAUCGUCAAGAGAACCAUGAUUGACAUGGUUCCCAAAGCUAUCAUGUUAAAGUUAGUCAGCCAUGCUAAAGAAGAGCUUCAACGCGAGCUGCUGUCAGAACUAUAUAAUGCCGACGUAUUAAAGGACUUAUUGCAAGAAUCUGAAUUUACACAGCAACGAAGAAAGGAAUGCAAGAAGAUGAUUGAGGCUUUGCAAAAGGCUGAUGAGAUCGUUGGAUCUGUUUAA